Papaver somniferum (opium poppy) is the source of this 645-nucleotide messenger RNA. Its product is annotated as mitochondrial metalloendopeptidase OMA1-like. Lineage: Eukaryota; Viridiplantae; Streptophyta; Magnoliopsida; Ranunculales; Papaveraceae. The record is from RefSeq and is a predicted model, not a curated record. Gene Ontology annotation, molecular function: metalloendopeptidase activity. The coding region runs from base 1 to 645 and encodes 214 amino acids. The transcript is spliced from 3 exons. Gene Ontology annotation, cellular component: membrane.
AUGAAAACUUUUAAAGGGAAAAUUCUUCCGGAAACACAUCCAGAAAGUGUCAGGGUUAGAUUAAUAGCCAAAGAUAUAAUUGAAGCUUCACAAAGGGAACUAAAAUAUGAGCAUCACCACAGCGAAGUUCAUGAUGACGACAAAGGGGUUCAAGAAAGACGUAGUAGUAGUAAAGUUGCUACUUAUCAUUUGGAAGGAUUAAAUUGGGAGAUUUUGGUUGUUGAUGAUCCAAUUGUUGAUGCAUUUUUUUCGUCUGGUGGAAAAAUAGUUGUUUUCACUGGUUUGCUUAAUGUUCUUAGAACGGAUGCUGAGAUAGCUACAAUAAUUGGACAUGAGACAUGGAGUAGAAAUCUACUCGAUCAAUAUGUGUUUCAAAUUCUGAAAAUGACUCUUCGCAUUCUGUUGGCUGACCUGAUGACUAAUCUAAAUGAACUAGAUAAUUAUCUCCUCGAUCUGCCUUUCUCUCAAAGGAUGGAAAAGGAGGCAGAUUAUAUUGGACUACUCUUACUUGCCUCCGCUGGAUACGAUCUUCGGGGUGCACCCAAAGGGUAUGAGAAGCUUUGGGAGCUUGGGAAUAGUGGGGGAUCAUUGUUAGAAGAUUAUCUCUACACACAUCCAUCUGGAAAGAAGAGAGCACAAUUGUGA